CCGAGCAGUUGAGUAUAAACUUGUCCUCCAGUUGAGUUAAACGAAAAAAAGGCAUUUUAUACGAGGCACAAACCAAAGUCAUGGCAUCUUUGGGACUUCAGAUUUUAGGAAUUGCCCUCGUGUUUUUCGGGUGGCUUGGAGACAUCCUCACCUGCAUCCUUCCCAUGUGGAGGGUUACAGCCUUUAUCGGCAACAACAUCGUUACGGCGCAGACCAUCUGGGAAGGACUGUGGAUGGCCUGUGUCGUACAGAGCACAGGCCAGAUGCAGUGUAAGGUGUACGAUUCAAUGCUCGCCCUGUCCCUGGACCUACAGGUUGCGCGCGCUUUGGUUGUCAUCUCAAUCUUGGUCUCUCUCAUCGGCAUCAUCUUGGCGGUCGCAGGAGGAAAAUGCACCACUUGUAUUGGGAACAAAAGCGCGAAGGCAAGAGUUGUCGUAUCUGCGGGGGUGUUUUUCAUUAUAGGUGGCCUGCUGUGUCUCACACCUGUUUGCUGGUCAGCGCACACCAUCAUCCGAGAUUUCUUUAAUCCGCUCCUCCCAGAUGCGCAGAGACGGGAACUCGGUGCGUCUCUCUACACCGGCUGGGGCGCAGCGGGGCUUCUUCUCAUCGGGGGCGCCAUACUGUGCUGUCAGUGUACGAAAGAGGAACGAGUGGCCAAAUACCCUGCACCGACAUCAAACUCGUCUGGAAAAGAGUUUGUAUAAAGAACAUUUCGAAGAGGAUCUUUUUGGUAUUUUAAUAGUCAUCUUAACUGCAGUUUAUUUCAGUUACAAAUUAUAAUAUAACUAAAAGUUAUUAACAGACUUUGAAUAUGUGACGAGUGAAAAUGAGUUGGUUUCAUUGUCAGUGUUGAAAUAUAACCCUUAUGAAAGCUCUUACAUAAAUAGUUACACUUAAUUUGUCAUAUGCAAACACGUUAUUCUCAUGUUUCUAGUUAAAUUUUUCUAGGGAAGAAUGCUCACAUUAUACUUUUUUGUAAGUUACCAGUGCUUCGUAAUUAAUGCCUUUGGUUGUUUACUUUUGUACAUUGGUUGGAGUGCAGAGGUUUCUCUAUGACAACGCUAACUGCUUAUCCUUUGUAUGGGGGACAAAAGAAGUGAACACAAAACUGCAGCUGUGAAGCAGAGGAGUGUACCUCAGAGAGAAUGUGUAAAAUAAAAAUAUAUAAAUUUAGGGUUAAUGUCUGCAUGUGACAUUAUAGGAUGUUCUGAUUUACCAUACUGCAUUUGAUUU
This is a messenger RNA of Triplophysa rosa, 1233 nucleotides long. Its product is annotated as claudin-like protein ZF-A89. NCBI's taxonomy places the organism in Eukaryota, Metazoa, Chordata, Actinopteri, Cypriniformes, Nemacheilidae. Gene Ontology annotation, biological process: cell adhesion; bicellular tight junction assembly. The transcript has a single exon. Gene Ontology annotation, molecular function: structural molecule activity. The record is from RefSeq and is a predicted model, not a curated record. The coding region runs from base 81 to 704 and encodes 207 amino acids. Gene Ontology annotation, cellular component: bicellular tight junction; plasma membrane.